GGAAUCAGUUACUCUUCUACGCUUCAUUCGGUUAGAUGCCCUGUGUGACAAGUCGCGCGGCUAAAUCACGUGCUAAGUUUUAGUGUAGUGUUUGUCAACGACAACAACGGCCGUAUCAGUCAACCGAUCUACACACCCAAAAAUGGCUUCUCCCGAAUCAAGUGAUAAAGAAGCACGGAAUAAUUACUCAGCAGUAGAACGGGAUGUGCCGGAAAUCCCCGCCUGGUUAGAUGAGAAGUUUUUCGAAGAUAUUUUCGUGACCAAGGUCAAUCUGGAACGGGGUAAAUUUAAAGUCAACAUCAAUGCCAUUGUGCCAACUGGUGGCGCCGGGGAGAAUUACACCUCACUGUUGUAUCGGGUGGACGUAGCAGCUGAGUGCGAAGAUGGUACAAGCAAAAAUUUAAAGCUUAUUGCGAAGGCAAUGAUCACCGAACCAGCAUUGAAAGCUUUCAGUGUAUUCACCAAAGAACAAUGUGCAUACGAGCAACUGUUGCCUUCUUUGGAACGGCUCUGGUCAGACGAAGGUACAGCAGUCCGUUUUGGUCCCCGUUGUUGGAAAUCGGUUGAGGGCGAUGUUGAUAUCAUUGUCUUAGAUGACCUAUGCGCCGAAGGGUACAAGGUAGCAAACCGGCAGAAGGGAGCAGAUAUGAACCAUGCACGAAUACUACUGGCUAAGCUAGCUAAGUUCCAUGCGGCUGGAGCCGUUGACUAUAGAAAGAAUGGACCGAUCCAUGAAUUGUAUAACAAAGGCAUGGUUCAACCGGAAUCAAAGCCACUAUUCGAUCAGUAUUUAAAGGUCGUAGGACCAGUGUUUCUUGCAUCAAUGGAAACCUGGACAGGACAUGAGAGAUAUCAAAAUAAAAUGAGACAAAAUCUACAAGGCAUAUACGAGAAACUACGUGACGCAACAUCGAAGGAUGAUUCCAGUUUCGUAACGCUCUGUCACGGUGACGUUUGGACCAAUAAUCACAUGUUCAGCUAUCAUGAAUCCGGUGAACCAUCGGAUGUACUUCUGCUUGACUUCCAAAAUCCAUACUAUGGUUCACCAGUUCAAGAUUUGUUCUACUACAUCAUAUCAUCCUCCGCAUUGGAACUGAAAAAAGACCACUUCGAUGAAUUAGUACAGUAUUAUCAAUCGUGCCUAGCGGAGAGUCUGGAAAAAUUGAACUACUCUGGUGCGGUGCCGAAUCUUCGCGAUAUCCACAUUGAGAUGCUAAAACGAGGCUUCUUCGGAAUGCAGUGCCUGUAUGGGAUACUUCCGAUCGUCUUGGCCGAUAAAAAUGACAACGCUAAUUUUGCCGGAUUUUUUGGAGAAGAUGAAAAAAGUCAAAAAUUUCGGCAAGAUGUUUUCUACAAUCCAAUAUAUCAUGAGCAUUUGAGAGUUCUGUUGAAGCUCUUCGAUUCUCGGGGGUUACUGGAUUUCGAGGUGGUCGACAAACGUUCUCCGAAUACUUUAAUCGCAUUGGUAACAGUUAGUUCUGCCACAUCCAACAUUUUCGAUUACUUUGCGUGCGAAAUGAUUUCUUCCGAAUCAAGUUCCAAGGAAGCGAUAAACGACUCCUCAGAAGUAGAGCAGGAUGCGCCGGAAAUUCCUGCCUGGUUAAAUGAAAAGUUUUUCGAAGAUAUUUUCGUGACCAAGGUCAAUCUGGAACGCGGAAAAUUUAAAGUCAACAUCAAUGCCAUUGUACCAACUGGUGGGGCCGGAGAGAAUUACACCUCACUGCUGUAUCGAGUGGACGUAGCAGCUGAGUGUGAAGAAGGAACCAGGAAAGAUUUGAAGCUCAUAGUGAAGGCAAUGAUUGCAGACCCGAACUUAAAAGCAUUCAACGUGUUCACGAAGGAGCGAUGUGCAUAUGAGCAACUGUUGCCUUCUUUGGAACGGCUCUGGGCAGACGUAGGUACAGCAGUCCGUUUUGGUCCCCGUUGUUGGAAAUCGGUUGAGGGCGAUGUUGAUAUUAUUGUCUUAGAUGACCUAUGCGCCAAAGGGUACAAGGUAGCAAACCGGCAGAAGGGAGUAGAUAUGAACCAUGCACGAAUCCUGCUGGCUAAGCUAGCUAAGUUCCAUGCUGCCGCUGCCGUUGACUAUAGAAAGAAUGGACCGAUCCAUACAUUGUUCGACAAAGGCAUGAUUGACCCGGAAACAAAGCCCCUAUACGAUCAGUACUUGAAGGUCAUAGGGCCAGUGUUUCUUUCAUCAAUGGAAACCUGGACGGGACAUGAGAAAUAUCAAAAUAAAAUGAGACAAAAUCUUCAAGGCAUAUACGAGAAACUACGUGAAGUAACCUUGAAGGAUGAUUCCGGUUUCGUGACGCUUUGUCACGGAGAUGUUUGGACCAAUAAUCACAUGUUCAGCUAUGAUAAAUCCGGUGAACCAUCGGAUGUCCUUCUACUCGACUUUCAAGUUCCUUUCUAUGGAUCACCGGUUCUAGAUUUAUUCUAUUACAUCAUAUCAUCAACCACACUAGAGCUGAAAGAAGAUUGCUUCGAUGAACUAGUACAGCAUUAUCAAUCGUGUCUAGCGGAGAGUCUGAAAAAAUUGAACUACUCAGGUGCGGUGCCAAAUCUUCGAGACAUCCACAUUGAGAUGCUAAAACGAGGUUACUUCGGAAUGCAGUGUCUAUACGGAAUAAUGCCGAUCGUUUUGGCCGAUAAAAAUGACAAUGCAAAUUUUGCCGGAUUUUUUGAAGAAAGUGAAGAAAACCGGAAAUUCCAACAUGAUGUGUACUACAAUCCCCGAUAUCACGAGCAUUUGAGAGUUCUGUUGAAGCUCUUCGAUUCACGGGGAUUAUUGGAUUUCGCUUAGGCCGUGGGGCGAAAAAAGUAGACCAAAUUGCAUAAGUGAUUAGAUAAAAUUAUAUUUUAUGUAGUAACAAAUAAAGAUAGCAUGUUAUCAUUCCUCAAAA
Messenger RNA from Malaya genurostris, 2903 nucleotides. RefSeq lists its product as uncharacterized. The transcript is spliced from 11 exons. The coding region runs from base 143 to 2803 and encodes 886 amino acids. Lineage: Eukaryota; Metazoa; Arthropoda; Insecta; Diptera; Culicidae. The record is from RefSeq and is a predicted model, not a curated record.